CUCACUGCGCUCACUAUUUGCCAGCGUGUAAAAUUGACAUGAAAGUCGUACGCAGGGUCGAAUACGCGUCACCAACUUCGAGACCGAGACCCGUCGUAGCUCAAUUAAUUCAUCUCUGAAAAAGUGCAAUUAUGGCGGCUUCUGUGACAAUCGGAGAAGGAGCCACAGUUCCUGCCUCGGGAAAUGUUUCAGGAAAAGGACAAGGCGUUGAGAAAUCGGGGGAAAAACGAAAUGGUCGUACCAACAAUAAGCUAAUGAUUGAACCAAGUUUGCGAGAGAUGUCAGAAGGACUAAAAGAAGUCAUGGACCUAAUGGAUUCAUACAGCAAGCAGCUUGACAAGGAGCGAGAUGAGAGAUUCAAAACAUUUUUGAAUAAAGUAAGAAGAAAGCUACCUGGACCAAUAUCUAACAGUGGUCAGAAAUUGGAUGCAAUCAUUGAGCAGCUUCAGAACAUCAUUGUUACAUCAGAUCAGGAUGGUCCAGGAAUACCAAGGAUAACAUCACCAAGCAUGCUAGAUAAAGCAGCUCACAUUGCAAUGACAGGACAGAGUUUGAUGGCGUAUAUUUCAACCUUUGAACUCAACCACCUUCGUAGAAUAGCAACAAGGAUAGUCUCUGAUACUACACUCUGGCUAUCAAGGAUAUUCAGAUUUGAUGAAUCAUCAGCAUACUACCACGUGGAUGAUCGGGAAGGUCUAGCGAGGGUAUGUCGACUGGUUCUCAAUAAUAAAUAUGAGAAAUAUGGUACGGAGGGUUUCAACUGCCUCUACACCAAACCACCAAUCAUCUAUAUCAGUGCUGCAUCACGGCCUGGACUAGGACAAUACAUCUGUUCACAGCUUGGUCUUCCACAAUCCAGUUUAUGUACAGUACCAUGUAACACAGUCUUUGGAUCACAACACACUAUGGAUAUUGCUACAUUAGAGAGGUUGAUCAAAGACGACGAAUCCUCUUCCAAGACACCUCUGAUGGUGGUAGCGAAUGCAGGCUCACCUAUGGCUGGUCAUACUGAUAAUCUCAACAGACUAAGAACUAUCUGUGAUGAUCACAAUCUAUGGCUUCAUGUGGAAGGGCAUAAUCUAGCCACCCUUGCUCUAAGUACUGUGCCUUCAUCAAUAUUGGCUGCUAAGAGAGUGAACAGUAUGACCAUCCUGCCUGGCGUGUGGCUGGGUCUACCUGGUACUCCGGCCGUUACAUUGUACAAGACAGCUGAUCCUGCUUUGAGUCUAGCAGCAGGACUAUGUUCAUCUCAACCUCAAGAGAGGUUAGGUGCCCUACCUCUCUGGCUUGCCCUCCAAUGUAUGGGCCAUGAUGGUAUCGUUUCUAAGCUACACCAUGCUGCAGAACUAAGUCAACAGAUGUCUCAGAGACUCAACUCCCUUGGUGCUAUUAAUCUGGCAGAUAAGAAACGAGCUCGACCAGACAAGGAAAUCACAUUAGAAGGAUCACUAUCUGAAGUCAUCAGUAAAACAAUACAAGUCUUUUCACAAGUGGAUGUUGUGUCACCUGUGGUUGUCUUCAAAUAUGAUGACAGUAUGGAAGCUCCCGGUAAAGCAUUUGCUCAAUACUCGACAGCACAUGAUGAAUCAGAUGAAGGGAAGCAGCAAAAUACACUACCCAAGCCUACCCUUGAUGCAUUCAAUGCCUGGCUUGGAGCUGAGCUGAAUAACCUUGAGCCAAAAAUUGGUCUAGACAUCGUUGAAGGAGACCAAGAGGGUGUGUGCAUUAGGUUCAGCCCAAUGACCAGUGCUCCAUAUAGAGGGACUACAUCAGAACAUAUAGACUCAUUUGUUGAAACCCUGAAAUCACUCAUUUCCAAGCUGAAUGUAACGAUAGAGCAGAGAGGGCCAUUCCAUGAAUUAUCAUCGGCCAAACAGAAUCUGACGGUAAUUGAUGGUGAGAACCACGCCGGACUGGGUAUUGUGCAAUUCAUUCCAGAUUAUCUAGCUAACCAGGACCCCGAGUCCGAGCAGACCAAACGAGAGGUCACUAAAAUCAACACAGAACUGGUACAAAGGCUACAGGCGGGUGAGGACGCCACCCAAAGGGGGCGCUAUCAGGUGACACAGACGGCAGAGGAGACGGCCGCUGUAGCGAUAGGUGUGGUGGAUGGUGAUGCCAAUUUGGAGGAGGUCCUCGAUAUGAUCUGUGACAUUGGCAAAGAGCUGGAAGAUUCAUCUCAGUUCUUAGAGACAAUGUCAGAGCUAAUCCUCAAAGGUAUCAUGGAGGCUGAGAAACAACUUGAACAAGAAAAUGAAAACAAGCUACUAGAGGAGGGUGUGUUAAGACAAGUUCCUCUAGUUGGGUCUCUUCUCAACUGGUUUUCACCUCCUCCAGAGGCAAUCAUCAAGGGAAGAACACUUAAUCUUUCUUCAGGUUCCCUGGAGAGUACAGAGAAGACCUACAAACUUCACAUGCAGGUCCAGGAGGAGUCUGCCUCUCCUAUCAAACAACGUCCUCCCAAGUCUACUCCUACGACACCAGCGGAAGAGAAACCUGUUCAGAAACGUGACUUAGAGGGCGCUCUCAAUCCUGCUGCAUCCUUGGAGACCGAGAGUCCAGUGGCGAACAGUGUCAGUGAAGGCAGCAAUGCUACAAGUGGUAGCAGCUUCCAGGAAGUUAGUGCAGUGGACAUGAAGGACCUGACCACUGAGAGUGAAGGGGAGGAUAUGAAAUGAGGGGCAGGUAUCUCAUGUUAAUCUCAAGAGAAUGAAGUACAUCAGUUUCAUACAGACCAAAUCUUUUCUUCCUCAGUCCAUGCAUCAUUAUCGGUUAAGUUUGGACAGUCACUUAGCACUGUAUUUAUGAAAUAUGUUUCAGCAACUUUUUCUCUCUAACACUUUUUUUUUCAUGAAGUGAAGUCUUGUGAGUUAUCACCCUGCUAUCCGCUGCUCAUAGACUUCUAGUAUAUCAUUUUGCUUUUCAAUGGGGAUCUGGGCCCCGUCUUACAAAGAGUUGCGAUUGAUCCGAUCAAUCGCAACUAUGGAAAGCCAGCAAAGUCAA
Lytechinus variegatus (green sea urchin) is the source of this 3003-nucleotide messenger RNA. It is a transcript of the gene pdxdc1, whose product is annotated as putative pyridoxal-dependent decarboxylase domain-containing protein 2. Gene Ontology annotation, molecular function: carbon-carbon lyase activity; pyridoxal phosphate binding. The transcript is spliced from 23 exons. Gene Ontology annotation, cellular component: intracellular membrane-bounded organelle. The record is from RefSeq and is a predicted model, not a curated record. The coding region runs from base 132 to 2678 and encodes 848 amino acids. Lineage: Eukaryota; Metazoa; Echinodermata; Echinoidea; Temnopleuroida; Toxopneustidae. Gene Ontology annotation, biological process: carboxylic acid metabolic process.